GGGAUGAUGCGAAAUAGUAACGGCAGCAGCAACUCAUGCGUCCUUGAAUCCUUGGAAAUAACGCAGUGUUCAUCUCUCAUUUGCUUUCCAAAAGGGCAAUUACCUACCACCCUUAAGAAACUAAUCAUAGGGGAGUGUGAAAAUCUAAUGUCUCUUCCAGAAGGAAUGAUGCACUGCAAUUCCAUCGCCACCACCAGCACCAUGGACAUGUGUGCCCUUGAAUUCUUAAGUCUAAAUAUGUGUCCCUCUUUGAUUGGUUUUCCGAGAGGUAGGUUACCCAUCACUCUCAAGGAACUCUACAUAAGUGAUUGUGAAAAGCUGGAGUCUCUACCAGAGGGAUUAAUGCACUACGAUUCCACAAAUGUUGCUGCUCUUCAAAGCCUGGCUAUCUCUCAUUGUUCAUCUCUCACAUCCUUCCCAAGAGGCAAGUUUCCCUCCACCCUUAAGGGACUUAACAUUUGGGAUUGUGAACACCUCGAGUCAAUUUCAGAGGAGAUGUUUCACUCUACUAAUAAUUCAUUUCAAUCAUUAAGCAUCGGGAGGUAUCCUAAUCUCAGAGCCCUACCAAAUUGCCUUUACAACCUCACAGAUCUAUAUAUUGCAAAUAAUAAAAAUUUGAAAUUAUUGCCUCUGAUAAAAAACCUCACUUGUCUUACAUCGUUUUUUAUCUCUCACUGUGAGAAUAUCAAGACCCCCUUAUCCCAAUGGGGCCUUUCUAGACUCACCUCUCUUGAAAACCUCUCAAUUGAAGGCAUGUUUCCAUAUGCAACUUCCUUUUCAGAUGACCCCCACUUGAUUAUUCUUCCUACAACUCUUACCUCCCUUCACAUUUCUCAAAUCCAUAAUCUGGAAUCCUUAGCCUCCCUAUCUCUCCAAACCCUCACCUCGCUUAGAAGCCUGGUGAUCUUCAACUGCCCUAAGCUCCAGUGGAUUUUGCCAAGGGAAGGACUGGUGCCUGAUUCCCUGUCAGAACUACGGAUUUGGGGGUGUCCACAUCUAAAACAAAGGUACUCAGAGGAGGAAGGACAUGAUUGGCCCAAGAUUGCCGAUAUCCCCCGUGUGGAGAUACAUGACUAAUCCAUCUCUGAGCAAUAAAACAGCUGGAGAUUGGAGAUAAGAUUACAACAUGAUCUCAUGUCCUUGGUAAUUUGUAGAUUGAGGGUUUUCGCAAGGCUUUGCCCCCAAUACCAGUAAAAGAAGAAGAGUUGCCAGGUAAUUUGUACUAACAUUAGUACCUUGUAUCUCUAGUUUCAUAGAGAGUUGAUAAUUGAAUUGGUGCUCAACAUGUGGUCUUUGUCCCAAGAUAGGUGUGUUAUCCAUGCCGAGUAAAUGCCCUAUUCAA
Molecule: messenger RNA, 1342 nt
Organism: Vitis riparia (riverbank grape)
Lineage: Eukaryota; Viridiplantae; Streptophyta; Magnoliopsida; Vitales; Vitaceae
Product: putative disease resistance protein At3g14460
Exons: 2
Coding region: 4-1077 (357 amino acids)
Source: RefSeq, a predicted model, not a curated record